UUUUAACGGUUACCACUAAUAGAUGUUCUUACUAACGGUGCAUGCACGAUUUGCUUUGAUAACGGCCACGUCCCACCACGUUUUCAAUAAGCCGUACCCACAACAAUUUCAAAAUCAAAACCUUUGUUUGUUCCACAGUUUUUGCGUCUCUACCAACCAAACAUUAUUAUAUUUAUAUACAUAAGCUACCUCUUCACUUGAGGCCGAGGUCAGGAAGUAACAUUGGUCAUUUUGAUUGGUAAGAAAAAAUGAAGGGAGACAAUAUGAGUUUAUGGAUGAUGAUGGUUUUGGUUUUGGUGUUGUUAAAUGAGGCUACCAUCAAUGCUAAGGAGUUCAAAGUGGGUGAUGAUCUGGGGUGGCAGGAACCCGACACCAACGACACCCUUGUAUAUGAUCAGUGGGCUGCAAGUAAACGAUUCCAUGUGGGAGAUUCUCUCUUUUUUGAAUACAAUAAGAAGAACGAUUCAGUGUUGGUGGUGGAGAAAUGGGACUACUACCAUUGCAACACAAGCAAACCCAUCACAGCCUUUGACAAUGGUGAAAGCAUGGUGGAACUGGAUAGGCCAGGGCCUUACUAUUUCGUAAGUGGGGCCCCUGAUCAUUGCAUGAAGGGCCAGCGCCUCCUUGUUGAUGUCAUGGCCCCACACCAUCCGCCACCGUCUGUUGCCGUUCCACCCGACCACCCUCAUCUUCUUCCUCAUCCCGACAUGUCUCCUUCCCCUGCUCCAGCAUCUUCUGCUGUUUCUGUUUCCGUUGAGGCUACUCUGCUUCUACUCACAUUUGUACUUUCAAUAUUUGCAUCUUUCGCAUAGUUUUACCCUUUUUAUUUAUUUAUUUAUUUGUUUAUUUGUUUAUUUAUUUUUUAACUUUCAAUUACCUAGUUCCCGCAUAUUAU
Messenger RNA from Ziziphus jujuba (common jujube), 895 nucleotides. Its product is annotated as early nodulin-like protein 7. The coding region runs from base 249 to 812 and encodes 187 amino acids. NCBI's taxonomy places the organism in Eukaryota, Viridiplantae, Streptophyta, Magnoliopsida, Rosales, Rhamnaceae. Gene Ontology annotation, molecular function: electron transfer activity. The record is from RefSeq and is a predicted model, not a curated record. Gene Ontology annotation, cellular component: plasma membrane. The transcript has 2 exons.